This is a messenger RNA of Chrysoperla carnea, 1986 nucleotides long. RefSeq names its product cytochrome P450 6k1-like. The record is from RefSeq and is a predicted model, not a curated record. NCBI's taxonomy places the organism in Eukaryota, Metazoa, Arthropoda, Insecta, Neuroptera, Chrysopidae. The coding region runs from base 18 to 1499 and encodes 493 amino acids. The transcript is spliced from 5 exons. Gene Ontology annotation, molecular function: monooxygenase activity; heme binding; iron ion binding.
UAGUUGUAACAAGCAGAAUGUUUCCAAUUACGCCAUUAUUACUCCUUUUAUUAAUAUUAUUAGCUUAUUAUUAUUUUUCGUAUAAAUUUACAUAUUGGAAACGUAAGGGCGUACAAAGUUUUCCAGUCACAAUACCAAGUGGAAACAUUUUACAAAUACUUGUAUGUCGUAAAAGUUAUACAUCUGUGUUCACUGAAAUUUAUAAAAAAAUCAAUGGAGCAUAUGCAGGCAUUUAUUUUGGUUUAUUUCCUGUACUAUUUGUGAAGGAUCCAGAAAUUAUUAAAGAUGUGUUAAUUAAAAAAUUCGAUCAUUUUCAAAAUCGUGGGGUUCAUUUCGAUGAAAAACAUGAACCAUUAUCAGCACACUUGUUUCGUAUUGAAGGUGAGAAAUGGAAAACUAUGCGAAGAAAAUUAACACCAGCAUUUUCCAGUGGUAAAUUAAAAUGGAUGACUGAUAUCAUAUUUGAUUGUGGCAACAAUUUAAGGUCAUUAUUAAAUGAUGUUUGUGAUGGCGAUAAUAUUAAUUUCAGUAUAAUUUGUCAUAAAUAUGCCACGGAUGUAAUCGCUUCAGUUGGUUUUGGAUACGAAGCGAAUAGUUUAAAGGAUGAUCAAUCAGUAUUCUAUCAUUUUGCAAGUGACAUCAAAAGUUUAAAUCCAUUAAAAAAGUUUGUCCAACAAUGCGUGUUAUUCGUACCAGAAUUAUUACGAUUGAUUCCAAUGCGUCAACAAUCGAAAGAAAGUGAAGUAUUUUUCUUGAAAACAAUCGAUGAGACAGUGAAAUAUCGUGAAGAGAAUAAUAAAACACGAAAUGAUUUUAUGCAAUUGUUAAUUAAUAUGAAAAAUCAAGAAAAUGAGAUUACGAUGCGAGAAUUGGCUGCACAAGCUUAUGUAUUUUAUAUUGCCGGAUUAGAAACAUCAAAUCAUACAUUAAGCUAUACUUUGUACUACUUGGCUAAGUACCCAGAAAUUCAAGCUAAAUUACUCGAAGAAAUUGAUGCAACCUUUGAUACUGAUGAAAAGUUUACCUAUGAAAAUAUUAAUGGUAUGAUGUAUUUAGAAAUGGUAUUAUUGGAAUCACUGAGACUACGGCCAACUUUAUCAAUGUUAAAUCGUGUCUGCAAUAAACCUUAUACCAUUCCAAACACGAGUGUUACCAUUGAUGUAGGAACCAAAAUAUUAAUAUCGAUCAUAGACUUGCAAACAGAUCCAAAAUAUUUUCCCAAUCCGGAUAAAUUUGAUCCAGAACGAUUUUCCCCAGCCAAUAAAUCGAAGAUUCCUUCAUAUUGUUAUAUGCCAUUCGGAGAAGGACCUCGGAAAUGUAUUGGAGAACGACAAGGGAAAUUUCAAACAAAAAUUGGUCUAAUAUCCAUUUUACGAGAUCAUUCAGUACAUAUUUGCAGUUAUACAAAAGAGCCAUCCGAAUGGUUACCUGGAGCACUAUUAACAGUUCCAAAAGAUCCUAUUAUAUUAAAACUUGUAAAACGGAAAAAAUCUGUUUGAAAUGACUAUGUUUUUUUUUAUUCUGAAAAUUUUUAUCUAAAAGAUUUCAUUUAAUCGUAGUUUAAGGUUGAAGUUUAAAAAACAGUUCGACAUGAGUCUCACAUCGUGAUAUUUAAUUUGCUAGAAUUGAAUUAGUGUAAAACUCAUGAAUACUACCUCUGACGAAGUGUGCUAGUGUUGUUCAGGGUGAAAAUUCAUUCAAAACGACAUCAUAUAUUGCAGAAAAUAGCAAAGUUAGAAAAAAUGAUAAACUUUGGAAGGAUUUAUCUCGGAAACUAUUGUGUCUACAGAGGUUAUUCUAGUCUCAUAUUUCAUAUUCUAGCAUAUUUAGUCUACUUUUAAACAUUUUGAAAAGAUACUUCAAAAAGUCUGCAAAAAAUCGGAACUACCGUUCUUCUAUUUUCCAAAUAGAAUACUUAAGCGUUGACAUAGCUAAUAAAGAACAAGGGAUUGUAAAAUGUAUUCGAAGAAAUAAAACAUUUACUCA